CCAAUUAGAGCAUGGUAAGGUUUUAAACCGCUGUUGCUGUUCCAUUUUUUCAAACAUCAGCUUUUACAUUUUUCUGAUCAACUGAAGUGGUUUACUCAGUGGACUGUGAAUUAACAUAUUCUUGCCUUUAAGCGUAAAAUCUGCUCGAUGGGACCUGAGGAGAGGGAUUGGUUGGACGUGGCAAACAACAUUUUGUUGAAAUGUCACAUUAACCUGAGGCUGGAACGGAUCUCGGAGUGUGAUGCAAAUGUGUUUGUGGUUUUGUAUGAGGCGAUCUUGGGAGAGAAAGUACCAGAUUUUGUAGCUGCUGAGCGCCAGGAAGAUGACAUCCAUAAUGUGCAAUCUGUAAUUGACUCGCUGGCCUUAGACUAUCUCCAGAUUAGUUUAUCUCACAUCACAGGUGAGAAUAUAGUCAGAGGAGAAAAAGAAUCCAUCAGAAAUCUGUUGGAGAUUUUUGAUGGUCUGCUGGACUACCUCAUAGAACAGCAGAGUGAUGAGGAGCCCCAGUAUAAAGGGCUUAAUGGAAAAAACAGUGCUGCCACUGCAACUCUUCAACCUCGGAAUCAGGACAAAGACAAUACACAGUGUUGGGCCUUCAGCAUUCAAUCUGCACUCCAGUCCAAUGAACAUUCCCUCUGUUCCUGGAAUGGGGAUAAAUUCAAGUCAACCACAGAGAUUGUCCCACUGAGGGAUUCUGGCAGCAUGUUCAUGGCCAGACAAGAAGUGUUGGCUGCUGUCCUUCCUCAACUGGAAACCUUAGAGGACGCAGUGAGCACACAGACCACCCUCCAGAGAGAAUUUCUCUGGCCCACCAUUCCUCUCCAGCCUCCCUACAAGACCACCACCCAGAUACCCUCUCCGUCCACUGACAUGGCCACGUUUUCUGAAGACCAGACCAUACAACAACCAGAAAACUCAUGUCAGAAGAUUGGUUACUCAUCUGAGUCGGUUCAGAUCAAUGAAGAGUUGAACACUCCUGUUUCCAUGGAGACUGAGAAGUUUGAAUUCUGUCAGAGGGGAGUCCAUUCAGAAGAAUCUGAGGAUCAGGGAAAGGUGGAUCCAAGACGGAUCCUGUUCUGCACCCAGCCAGGCAGACACAGAGAGAUAGAGGAAAAAGAAGAGAGAAAGGAAGAGGAUGUUAAAAGAUCAACAGAAAUUUGUGUGAUCCAUAGAGAUGAGAGACAAGGUGCUGGGUAAGAAAUACAAUCACAAAGAAUAAACUGGUGAGUGGGAACAAAAGAACAUGCAAACAUAAACCGUUAAAAUAGAUUGAAUUACAGUGCACUUCAUACAGUGACUUUACUUGUGAAUUUACUUGACGUCUUUUUUAGAUGUUUUUUUAGCACUAUGCAUGCAUUAAAUUAAAUGUUUAUUUCAAUGUAAUUUACAUUUAUAAUUGCGAAUAACUCACAGACAGUGUGUGUUUGUCAGAAAAUCAUGAAUAUAAAAGAAACUACUCAAAAUACAGAGGAUAAUUAAGUAACGACAAACAGUUUGGAUUUAGUUGGGUCAGUGUUAAUAGAGAGUCUGGCAGGUGGAAAUGGAACUGACUUCUGUCCAGGUUGUCACAACAUCUGUCAUGAUUCUCUGCCCUGAAACACAAUUCAAAUAUAAACGAUUAUAAAUAAAAAUAUAACUUUGCAAUGCUCAUUUCGGCCCCAGUGGUGAACACAUGUUCAGAAAAUUACACCAGAUAUUUAGUAUUUUGUGAAUUAUAUUUUUAGGCGGCCUUUCACAGGGUCGCGUGAGCACCAACAACACCAGAUAAAGCUUAAAAAAUAUGAAAUAUAUUAUUGUGAUAUUACGUGUUAAGUGAGAAACUUAACUAAAAGAGAUCUAUAUAAAUUUAGCUGCUUUGAAAAAAUCUUUGUUGUAAAAAUCGCAAAAUAAACUAGAUGAGUAAAGUUCAUAGACAAACUUUAAGUUGGCUUGAAAAAGCCUAGCCAGAAGGUUUGGAGUAGUUUUAAAAGCUUGAAGUUUGAAGCUUUUUAGUUUGAAAUAGUUUAAGUUUUAGUUUAGUAGUUUGAAAGCUAAAUAAUGUGUGAAUAAGUAAGUGUGAGUCAGUGUGAUAUAGUUAGUUAGUAAGUUAGAUCGAUAGUAAGUUAGAUAAUAAGUUAGGUAGAUAGUUAGAUAAUAAGUUAGAUAGAUAGUAAGUUAGAUAGUUAUAUAGUUAGUUACAAUAUAUAAGUUAGUAAGAUAGUAAGAUGCAUAGAUGGAUAGAAAGUUAGAUAGUUAGAUGGUUAGUAAGUUAGACAGAUAGAUGGUUAGUAAGUUAGUUAGAUAGUUAGAAACUUAGAAAGUUAGUUAGUUUAUGAGUUUGAAUGAGUUUGAAUGGCUCAGUAAUAGUACAUAGAAUGGAAGCUUCAUUGAGUUUAAUGGGCUUCAGUUUGUUUAGAUUUGAAUUUGACAGCUGGAGGUUGAUGGAAUGUUCAGAUUUUCAUGGAAUGUUCAGAUUUUCAAUGUAAGUCAAUGGGAGUUUGUCCACGUUUGAUCAGCAUUUUUAGGAAAACCGUAAGUCGGAUCAGUCUGGAAAGAUAUAGCAACCCGAGUCAGAACAGUCUGAAGGUCUGGGCUGAGUUUGGUGGUUGUAACUUUAAAGCUCUAGGAGGAGAUAGUGUUCAAAUUUUUGGUCAGAAGAAUAAUAAUAACUAGACUAGAUAAAAAAGUUUGAGGACAAACUUUAAGUUGGCUUGAAAAAGCCGGUCCAGAAAGUUUGGAGUAGUUUUAAAAGUGUGAAGUUUGAGAGUUUUCAGUUUAAAAGUUU
Megalobrama amblycephala (Wuchang bream) is the source of this 2764-nucleotide messenger RNA. Its product is annotated as centrosomal protein of 95 kDa-like. The record is from RefSeq and is a predicted model, not a curated record. The transcript is spliced from 10 exons. Gene Ontology annotation, cellular component: centrosome; spindle pole. Lineage: Eukaryota; Metazoa; Chordata; Actinopteri; Cypriniformes; Xenocyprididae. The coding region runs from base 148 to 1197 and encodes 349 amino acids.